CUUUUGUUAGAUAACAAACAACACAAAUCGAAAACAACACGAAAUGAACGUCCUGACGCGAAAUUUUGCACAAAAUCUCUUCAAAUACAAUGGUGCCGGACUGAUACAGGCAGCGGCAAGGAGCUUCAGCACCCCGGCACUAGACGGCAAGGAAAUAGAGAAACUGGUGCACAAUAAUAAGGUGGUAAUAUUCAUGAAAGGCAACCCGGAUGCACCUCGGUGCGGGUUCAGCAAUGCGGUGGUACAGAUUUUGCGGAUGCAUUCGGUAAAAUACGACGCUCAUGAUGUGCUACAGAACGAAGCGCUCCGGCAAGGCAUUAAGGACUUUUCGAACUGGCCCACUAUACCGCAAGUUUUCAUCAACGGGGAGUUUGUCGGUGGAUGCGACAUUCUUCUACAGAUGCAUCAAAACGGAGAGCUAAUCGACGAGCUGAAAAAGGCUGGUAUUGAGAGUGCGUUGGCAAAGGAGGGCGAAAAGUAGGG
This is a messenger RNA of Anopheles maculipalpis, 483 nucleotides long. RefSeq names its product glutaredoxin-related protein 5, mitochondrial (gene Grx5). The record is from RefSeq and is a predicted model, not a curated record. The transcript has 2 exons. Bases 44 to 481 code for a protein of 145 amino acids. Lineage: Eukaryota; Metazoa; Arthropoda; Insecta; Diptera; Culicidae.